This is a messenger RNA of Malassezia sympodialis ATCC 42132, 243 nucleotides long. RefSeq names its product translocon subunit SSS1 (gene SSS1). The record is from RefSeq and is a predicted model, not a curated record. Gene Ontology annotation, cellular component: membrane. Lineage: Eukaryota; Fungi; Basidiomycota; Malasseziomycetes; Malasseziales; Malasseziaceae. Gene Ontology annotation, biological process: intracellular protein transport; protein targeting. Gene Ontology annotation, molecular function: transmembrane protein transporter activity.
AUGUCGGAGCGUAUUCGUGAGUUGGUUGAAGAGCCUGCUGCCUUUGUGAAGGAGGGCACGCAGUUCUUGAAGCGAUGCACGAAGCCUGAUCGCAAGGAGUUCAUUCAAAUUUGCCGCGCUGUGUGCACUGGCUUUGUGCUAAUGGGCUUCAUUGGCUACCUAGUGAAGCUGGUUCACAUUCCGAUUAACAACAUUGUAGGUGAUCUGAAACGAAAGAGAGAUCUGGUACUAACACAGUUGUGA